AUGUCAGAAUAUAAAUUAUGUGUGUUUGGAUCGGGUGGUGUUGGUAAAUCAUGUCUAACUAUGCAAUUUGUUCAAGGUAUUUUUAUGCCAAAAUAUGAUCCUACUAUAGAAGAUGUUUAUAAAAAAGUUGUGGAAAUCGAUGGAAGACAAUAUUCAUUAGAAAUUCUUGAUACUGCUGGAACAGAAGAUUUUUCAGCCAUGAGAGAUUUAUACGUGAAAAAUAGUCAUGGAUUUGUUCUUGUUUAUUCAAUAACAUCUAGAGCAACAUUUAAUGAUUUAGAUGAAUUUUAUAAUCGAAUAAUAAAUAUAAAAGAUGCCGAACUCCAUGGUCAACCACCAUUAGUGCUUGUUGGAAAUAAAAGUGACUUAGAAGGUGAACGUAAUGUUGCACCUAAAGAUGGACAAGAAUUAGCAAGACGUUGGAAAUGUACUUUUCUUGAAACAUCAGCUAAAAAUCAACUAAAUGUUAAUGAAAUCUUUUUUGAUCUUGUCCGACAAAUAAAUCGAGGAAAAAAUAAACAAUCUGCUCGUCAAAGAGAAGUCAUAGGGACAAAUAUGGAAGGUCCAAGUAGACAAUUACAAGGUAGACCAACACAAGGUAGACCAACACAAGGUAGACCACCACCACAAAUUAAUGCUACUUAUUCAACAAGAUCAACACAAUCAAAAAAAGAAAAUCGAGGUCAUAAAGGCAAAUGUAUUUUACUUUGA
This is a messenger RNA of Rotaria sp. Silwood2, 711 nucleotides long. NCBI's taxonomy places the organism in Eukaryota, Metazoa, Rotifera, Eurotatoria, Philodinida, Philodinidae. The record is from the annotation of a GenBank genome assembly.